AAACAUAACAAAACUUUCAUCGUAAUCACUCGAAUAAUUCACCGUUGCUGAAAAAAUGUUUAAAAUUUCCCUCCUUUGUUUGACUCUUCUCGUUUGUUAUUCAGACGCAGUAUGUGUUUGGGGACAAUGGAAAUGCCACUCACCAGAGAAAUGCGACGGAAAGUAUGAUAAAGGACUCUUUGCAUGCUCCUAUGGAUGUCAUAAAGGAUAUUGCGCUUCCCAAUGCAUGGGCUGGUGCGCAUCAACUGAUAUCCACCCCCGAGGUUGCUGUACUACUUGCAAGGAAUGGUGCUAUUUAGCGGCUGAUUCUGACAGUGGAAUUGGAGCUGACUACAAGACUUGCACUGAGAACAGUGACUGUGACGAUAUUGCCGGCAACUCCUGCUCCAGUGCUUGUACGCUCUAAAGUUUAGACGUAAUCAGAUGUCAAUAGCUCUGUAUUUUAUACUUUAUAGUGUAUACUUGAAGCGCUCUGGAAUUUUACUGAUUUGAAUUCGAAACUGUUUAACUUUAAAACUGGAUACGCUGAACGUUAAUUUUUCUAUUUCAAAAUAACACGAGUCUUGAUCCUGUUGUGAUGUAAAUGAACAAAUGCAGGCCGUCCCAAAAUUAUGAAGAUUAAAACUGUUGGGUCUGCCACUGGACUGAGUGUUCUUGUUACUUUUACAGUUUACAGUUGUCAACUAAGCGGUGAAAAAAAAUGUCAGCAAGACUCCUAGCUGAUUCCG
This is a messenger RNA of Bolinopsis microptera, 728 nucleotides long. RefSeq lists its product as uncharacterized. Bases 56 to 406 code for a protein of 116 amino acids. The record is from RefSeq and is a predicted model, not a curated record. NCBI's taxonomy places the organism in Eukaryota, Metazoa, Ctenophora, Tentaculata, Lobata, Bolinopsidae. The transcript has 4 exons.